AUGAGUGGCCAUGGAAACGUAUCGACACCACCAAUCGUAUCUUUACUAUCUGGUGGAAUUGCUGGAGGAGUAGAAGGUGCUCUUACAUACCCAAUGGAGUUUGCUAAAACACGAGUUCAACUACAUUCUGGACCAUCUAAAUUACCACGGAAUCCAUUUCAGAUUGUUCUACAAGUAUACAAACAAGAAAGUAUCAGAGCUUUGUAUAAGGGCUGUGGUGCAUUAGUAUUUGGAUCUAUUGCAAAAGAUGCCGUACGAUUUACUUCGUAUGACAGCAUCAAAAACGUCUUUCGAGAUCCGGAGACUGGUGUUCUAUCUCCGGGUCGCAAUAUGUUAGCAGGCAUGGCAGCGGGGGUUGCAGCCAGCAUAUUUGCAGUCACACCUACUGAACGGAUCAAAACGGCGCUUAUCGAUGAUGCCAGGACCACGAGGCAAUAUAAUUCCACAAUGCAUUGCAUACGUACCAUUCUCAAAGAAGAUGGAUUCGUAGGUUUGUAUAGAGGUUUCAUAGGUACCACUCUCAAACAAGCUUCUGCAACCUCUUUUAGGAUGGGUUCGUACAACAUUAUCAAGGAUUUUCAGGUCGUACAAGAUAUUCCACAGAAUACUGUCGUGAACUUCGCGAAUGGGGCAGCGGCAGGUGUAAUCACAACUUUGGCAACACAACCUUUUGAUACUGUCAAAACGAGAAGUCAAUCUUCGAAAGUGACUACAACCACUCAAGCUGUAAUGGGUAUCAUCAAAGAUGGUGGCGUGAAAGCCUUUUGGAGAGGAACAGUCAUGAGAUUAUCACGGACUGUGUUUAGUGGUGGUGUUUUGUUCACAACCGCGGAAGCUAUGACAAAGAUUUUGAAUCCUAUGUUUGCACCACAGCGUGCUUAUGAGUCUCUCUCUUGA
Botrytis byssoidea is the source of this 897-nucleotide messenger RNA. RefSeq lists its product as uncharacterized. The transcript has a single exon. Gene Ontology annotation, biological process: mitochondrial citrate transmembrane transport. Lineage: Eukaryota; Fungi; Ascomycota; Leotiomycetes; Helotiales; Sclerotiniaceae. The record is from RefSeq and is a predicted model, not a curated record. The coding region runs from base 1 to 897 and encodes 298 amino acids.